This is a messenger RNA of Trachymyrmex cornetzi, 3752 nucleotides long. RefSeq names its product Golgi apparatus protein 1 (gene Glg1). Gene Ontology annotation, molecular function: fibroblast growth factor binding. The record is from RefSeq and is a predicted model, not a curated record. NCBI's taxonomy places the organism in Eukaryota, Metazoa, Arthropoda, Insecta, Hymenoptera, Formicidae. The transcript is spliced from 15 exons. Bases 212 to 3607 code for a protein of 1131 amino acids. Gene Ontology annotation, cellular component: Golgi membrane.
GUCAUAUUAUUUCGCUCCAAUCGUAUCUCUACUUGUUCACUGACAAUUACUGGUAUCAGUACCAAUCUGUAUUUACUCGUUCAUGACGUUCACGUCAUACGGUAGAUGAUCAACAAGCGCAGAAAAGAAUAUAAAAAACCGGCUACGGCGUAGAGAUCUGCAAGGAUAAUGAUUCGCUUUAUUAGCUUAUUGUAAGGUUUGAGUGUCAAGAAUGGAACACACGGGACAAGUACUGUUCGCGAUACUCAUUUUGUCGGUGUUGCAUUGCACAACUUCAACGUAUUUCGGAGAUGUAUUCGCACAGCAAGCUGAUGAGCCCUCUAAAAUUGGUUGGCUCUUCUCCGAUAACUUUGUCCAAGUUAAGAGGAUUCAAAGAUCUCCAUACGAUCUUAAGAGAGAAUCCGAGGAUGAUGGUUCGCCAAAGAUCAUCAAUGGUCAAUGCCGGGAUAAGUUGAAUCAGCUUUGCGGGGAUAUAGAUAGGAAUAACGAUGAGCUUAUGCUGCUCGAAUGCAUUCAGACUUUCAAGCCCACUGAGAUAUCUGGAAUUAAUCAGAAAUGCCAGGAAGCAAUUUGGUUCUAUAUCCAAAAUAUCACAGAUAAUCAAAACAUAGAAAGGCUAACUAGAAGAGUGUGUGGUUCACAAUUGGAUAACUUACAGUGCUCCAGUUCUGACAAAAUCCAUGGAGCUUAUUUAUCUUGUCUGAUCGAUAAACGAGAGAUGGUUAGAGAUCCUGACUGCAUCACUUAUAUUCAGAGAUUAGAGUGGAUUGCUUUCAGCGAUUUCAGAAUUCUGACUCCCUUCAAGACAGACUGUGCAAAUGAUAUUAGAAAGUUUAAGUGUGACAGUUUACAACCAUACAGAGAUAUAUCACAAGGUCAGAUAUUAGCUUGCUUGCAAGAACACGUCGAACAACUGCAGCACGAGUGUAGGAGGCAUAUUCUCCAUGUAUCUGAAAUUCAAGCUGAAAAUAUCAGAUUAGAUCGUCAACUGUACAUGGCUUGUACUCAUGAUCGCACUAAGUUUUGUCCUAAUAUUCGACCAGGCAGUGGUCAAGUCUAUAAAUGCUUAAUGAAAUAUAAAACUGACAGAUCGAUGACUGCACAGUGUCAGGAGCAAUUAACAAGGAGAGAGAAGCUUAUUGCUUCUGACUACAAAAUUAGCAAAGGCCUUGUUAAGGCAUGUAAGGAGGAUAUUAGAAAUAAUCACUGCAGGCGGUCCGUGUCCGAGGAUAAAGAGAUUAAACUGGCGCAAAUUUUGCUUUGUCUGGAGUCUGCAAUGAAGAAUGGCAGCAAAAUCGAUGGAAAUUGUCAAGCGGAAAUGUUUGAUCACAGGAAAUUAUUAAUGGAAGAUUACAGAUUAUCGCCAGAAAUUGUACACAAAUGUGCCAACGACAUUACGACUUUUUGUAACAGUCUCGAGGUCGGUGGUGCCACAAUACAUUGUUUAAUGGAACAUACGAGAACAAGGAAAAGAAAAUCGAGAGUCGCGCCGGAAUGUCAAAGAGCGUUAGAAGAGUUAAUUAUAGAAGCUGAUGCUGGCGAAGAUUGGAGAAUUGAUCCAGUUUUAAGAGAACAGUGUCAACCUGUGGUCAAUUUAGCUUGUAGAGAUGUACACGGUGGAGAUGCUAGAGUAAUAUCUUGCUUAAUGGAACAACUAGGAACAGAACGAAUGACCGAGGCCUGUGAAACUGCCUUGGUGCAAAUACAGUAUUUUAUCGCCAGAGACUUCAAACUUGAUCCGCAAUUGUACAGAGCGUGUAAGUUCGAUGCCGUUCGUUUGUGUCACGCAAGAAACGCAUGGACUGGCAAUGGUAAACAAAUGGAUCCUGAAACUGGACCACUGGUAUUGCCAUGCUUGUAUCGGCAUGUGUACCAGAAAAAUAUGACAUUGAGAGCGGAUUGUUUAGAAGAAAUUAGACGAGUCAUGAGGCAGCGUGCUAUGAAUGUUGAUUUGCAACCCGAAAUAGAAGAAGUAUGUUUCAAUGAACUAGCAACACUUUGUUAUGACAAAACUGCAAAGGGAGAAGAAAUUCUAUGCUUGCAGGAUAAUUUAGAGAACUUGAAAGAAAAAUGCAAGUUUGCAGUUGGCAAUUUUACUGAAGAACAAGCUGAACGUGUUGAAUUGAAUCCCAUAAUUUCUUCCGCAUGCCAACAUAUUAUGGAACGUCAUUGCGAGGAAGUAUUAAAUAUAAAAUAUGGAAAAGAUGAAGGAGAUAUGAUGGAAUGUCUUAUCGAGCAUAAAAACGAGCUGGAUGCACGCACCGACUACAAAUGUAAAGCAGCUGUGGAACAUUUUCAAUUGAUAUCUUUAAAGAAUUAUCAUUUUACAUACAAAUUUAAGGAGGCAUGCAGGCCUUACGUUAAGAGAUGGUGCCCUAAAUCGAAGACAAAGGCCAAUGUGAUAGAAUGCUUAAGCUCCAUUGUACAGGAAGAUAUAAUGAAAGAUUCUCAGCAUCGUGUUAUGAAGGAUUGCAGACAACAGCUGCGAGCACAACUUUAUCAGCAACGAGAAAAUAUUAAUUUCGAUCCGUUCCUGCAAGCGGCCUGCGCAUCAGACGUCAAACAAUUCUGUUUUAAUGUGGAACCAGGCAAUUCACAGGUAUUAGAAUGCUUGGCAUCACACAAGUCUAAACUAUCGGACAUGUGUCAUAAACAGCUGUUCAAGAUAAGGAAACAGGAGUUUCAAGAUAGUUCUAGUGAUGUUCCUUUACUGAGCAUCUGCCGAGCUAUGAUAAAACAGUACUGCCAUGAUGUGAGCAAAUCACAAACUUUGGAUUGUCUUAAAAGAUACAAAGACGAACUCACUUUCGACGAUAAAUGCAAAAACAUUGUGGUUCGAAGAAUGAUUGAACAAAAUACGGAUUAUAGGUUCAAUACUGCAUUGCAAAAUUCGUGUGGCUAUGACAUCGAAAGACACUGCAAAGAGGUUAUAAUACACGAACGCACUGACAAAGAACUCGAAGGAAAAGUAAUUAGAUGUUUGAAGAUCAGAUUUCGGGAAUCGAAGCUGACAACUAAAUGCGAGCAUCAAAUGGCUAACAUUCUCAGAGAAGCUGCAUUAAAUUAUCAUUUAAAUCCGUUAUUAGCAACGAUGUGCGCGCAUGAGAUUGAAACUAUAUGCCAAUCGGAUGAAAACGAGCCUGGUGCUGUUGAAGAGUGUCUUAAAAGGAAAUUCAAUGCUGGAAAUCGAGAUAUGAGGGAAGAGUGUCGUUUGGAAGUUGCGGAUCUGAUAGAACAAAGCAAAGCUGACAUCAAUGUAGAUCCCUUAUUGCAGAAAGCUUGUGCUGUGGAUAUCAGCAAAUAUUGCAGUGCUAUACCUCAAGGCGCGGGAAGACAUAUAAUGUGCUUGCAAAAUGCGCUAGAAGACAGUAAUAAAUCCUUGCAACCUGAUUGUUACAAAAUGUUGACUACGAGAAUGGAAAUGUUUAAAAAUGCUGCCAAGUUAAUCGCGCCAAAUACGUUCGAGGAAUUAUACACGACGGUAAAUCGUUCUCCAGCGAGGCGUUACUUCAUAAUCGUUGGUUUUACUAUAAUCGGAGUGAUUUUCAUCGUUGGCAUGUUCUGCGGUCGCGUGACCAGGCGGACGAUGAUUAUGAAAAACAAGUGACGACACACCCGUCCACUAGUGAAAUGACUUUCGUGAAAUUAGUCGAAGGAUUGUAAUAGACUACACAUAUGUGUUGAUAUGAUCGGAGUGCAAGUUCACGAUAAAAGAAAAAACAUUGGUCUUUUUAUACCUUUGUUUAUGAAAU